AUGUCUGACGAGGAUGUUGCUUGUGACUCGCGAACUGCAUCUGUUGGUUUAUUGCGGGCCCGCAACAAGGACACGUCCUCUGGGUCUCAAGGAACGUUUCCGAUACGAUCCGCUGACAAACGCCGUUCAAGGAAGAAUCACAGCCUAGAUAGUCGCGAGACUCAAGACUUUGUCCCGAAGGGUACUUUAUUUACCUCAACAUCGUUAGCAGUUUAUAGUGCUUCUAGUUCGAGCCCUGACACGAACACAGAGAACAGCUGUGACACUGCAUCUGCAGAUCAUGUCUCUUCACCCAUUUCGCGCCCCCUGUCACGAGGAGGAGCACCCUCAAUGAAUUGGAACAAGCUCAGUAAAGGGACGGUCAGGACCGCCCUUCGUGGGCGCCGUCAAACAGAAGCCGCCAGCGCAGCUGCUACAUCUUCAUUUGAGACUGUUAAUGGGAAAUACUGGCGUAAUCGAAGUACAUCUACUUCAUCCAGAGGGAGUGGUGAUCAGAGUCAUCGAAUGCGGAACCAAGACCAAAGCGAUUCGAAACAUGGUGUUUCUUGGAGUAAGCUUCAAGCUGAAACAAGCAGAGACCAAACGACUUACUCCGCAGAGUUCUCUGAUAUGGAGUCUGGCGAGGACACACAUGAAGAUAAUGAUAUCGUUCUCAACCUGAGCGGCUCAGCCAAAGUAGAUGCGGCUCAGGAGGCGAGAGGUUGGACUUCGGAUGUCCAGGGAAAUGACCUGCCUCGUGAAGAUAGCAGUGUGCUGGGAGCUCGAUAUCCUAAUGGAGAGGGAUUCGGCGAAACUAUUGGCUCCGAAAUAAAUGUCAAGGUUGGAGACAGAAUCUUAGUAACUCCUCUUCACGCUGAAGCCAGCGAGGAGAAAACCCCAUCUGAAGCCCCAAAGGCUGAGGCGAUCCGGUCAUUUCGUGCCAGAUACCAUUCAGACCCUAUUACACUUGCUGAUCUCACUCGCGAUGAUCUGGAGAUUCAGGCUAGGUAUAUAUUUUUUGAUAUGCCGCCAGAGAACCUUGACCUUAGGUUACCAGUAAGGUGCACCGAAUGCAUGAAGGAAGGCCACCUGGCAGACAUUUGCCCGAGUAAAGAGUGUGAACAUUGCGGAACAUGGUCUGUUCAUGAAAGCCGUUUUUGUCCUUCUUGGCGGAGAUGCCAGCGUUGCAGGGAACGUGGUCAUGACGCAGUAUAUUGUCAUUCCCCUCUCAAAGGAUCCGCUACAGAACAGCCAUGUGAUUUUUGCGGCUCUAAGGAGCACACUGAGGACGACUGUGACUUGCUUUGGAAGUUGCCUAAACGAACUCCAACCUCUGGCCGCAUAUUUAUCUCUAUAUCUUGUUGCUACUGCACAAGUAAUCGCCAUUUGAUUGGGGAUUGCCCCAUGCGCGACUACCCAAUGAACUCAUCAUCUUUCAGCCUUAAACAUUAUGAUCCGUCUAUGUUUUCCAACCUGAACUCUUUCCAUGAUGUCAUUUAUGGCAGGGGAAAUAAAAACCAGGGUUCGUCUGGGCACAAGGUUAGAGGCCGUGCUGACGGGUGGUCACCGUCACCUGAAAGUGAUGGAGCUUUCGGACGGUCGGAUAAUUGGAACCCCUUAACCCGCUCCCCACAACGCGGUCGCAUUCGUUUCAGCAAUGGAAUUGGACGCGGGAGGAAUCUUGAUGAUGAUACGCGACGUCCCCAAGUUUCCGGAAACGGUUCAUAUAACACCAAUGAUUAUCGCCGUGGAUAUAGAGACAGGGAUCAGUAUCACGAUAGCAGUACACGCCAACGCUCUCUCUCGCCUAAUCGAUCCUUACCACGACAGAUGUGCCGGAAGAGUAAUUGGCAUUCAAGGGAUAGAUCUCACUCUCUGUCGCCGCCAAGGUCCCCGCCACGCCCACGAGGGCCACCUCCUCAACAAACAGCUGGUCGUGGGAAGGGUAGAAGUGGUGGUGGUCCCCGAAGCCGGGGAAGAGGAGUCAAAGGCGGUUCAAAUAGGGAGACAUAUCGACACAUGCCUAGUACGGCUAAGAAGGCGUGGGAACAACAUAGAUUUUGA
This is a messenger RNA of Paracoccidioides lutzii Pb01, 2043 nucleotides long. Its product is annotated as zinc knuckle domain-containing protein. The transcript is spliced from 2 exons. Bases 1 to 2043 code for a protein of 680 amino acids. The record is from RefSeq and is a predicted model, not a curated record. Gene Ontology annotation, molecular function: nucleic acid binding; zinc ion binding.